AUGCCAUACCAUCCUGAAAUUGGGUUGAAUGUUCGCACAAGUUCAUUAAUAGCACAGACAAAAACUUCUAAGAUUUUUGCAGUGAAAAAAAGAAAUGAUUUGGUUCUUAAAAUUGUACAUCAAAAGAUUUUACUGGAAAGGGAAAAAAAAGCACUUGAAAAAUUAAAAGGAAUUAUUGGGAUUAUUCAACUUUUGGGGCAGUCAAAAUGUGCAUUAUUGUUAUCUCCAAGGGCAGAAUGUUCAUUCAACAAUUCAGGGCUACCAGUAUUUAAUAGCAGUAAUGAUAUUAUUUUAGCAGAUUUUGGCUCAAGUGCUUUUAUAGGAGAGAUAGAUUUUUAUGGAGGUGCACCAUUGUUUUUAGUUUCUGAACGUGUGCUAAACAGUUAUGGAAAAAUCAUAGAUGCUCAUCCAAAGGAUGACCUUCAUGCAUUAAUUCGGUCUCUUUAUUUACUUGUAAAUCAGUCAAAUUUAAAUGAAACUUUUUUAAACAUUGAUGACACAAAUUCAGUUCGUGAAUAUUGGGAAAUAUAUUUAAAACUUGCAUGGCUAAUGUUAUCAGAUUGGGCAAUUAAACAAUUAGAAAAAAUAACACAUCUGCAUUUAAAUUGUCCUGAGGAAACUUGUUAUGGUGUUCUUGCUGUACAUCGUAUAUGUUUUGCGCUUUCACUUUUCCAUUUAAUUCUAGGGUUAUUGGUAUUUAAAGUUAAUAGCACUCGUGAUAAAAGAUCUUCUAUUCAGAAUGGAUGGUGGGGACCAAAAAUAUUGUUUUGGAUACUUCUUCUAGUCAUUAGUUUUUUUAUUCCAAAUGAAUUUUUUAUGUUUUGGGGUAAUUCAAUCUCAUUGAUUGGGGCUGCAAUUUUUAUUCUCAUUGGUUUGGUAAUUUUGAUAGAUUGUGUACAUACCUGGAGUGAAAAAUGCAUUGAAAAAUGGCAAGAUGAGGAGAGCGAGUUUUGGAAAUAUUUAUUAAUUGGUUCAACUCUUUCAUUGUUUAUUGGUUCAAUUGCACUCACUGGUAUUAUUACAAUUUUAUCUAUUCAUCCUGUAAUCCAAGAAGAAAAUUCUCGAUCAGGUCUUUCACAAGCAUCAAUGGUGGCUUUUUAUUGUACAUACCUUAUUUUAAUUUGUAAUCCUUUAUUAGAUACUGCAAAUGGAACCAGAGUCACCACUGUGGUUAUUGGAGCUUUGUUCACUUUUAUGGCAAUUGCUUACUCUACAUCGAGGGCAGCUACACAAGAUAUUACUUCCGGAACACGAUCUGGUUCACUAUUGGCUGCUGUUGAAAAUGGGAAUACUAUUCAAAUUACCGGAUCAGACGAAUUGGUUAUAAUUGGUAGAAGCCUUACAUCUGUUUGGGUCAAAGUUGUUUGUAGUUGGAUUUGUUUGUUGUUAUAUUUUUGGUCACUUCUUGCGCCAGUUUUAUUACCCGAAAGAUUUGAGGUAUGA
Molecule: messenger RNA, 1443 nt
Organism: Entrophospora sp. SA101
Lineage: Eukaryota; Fungi; Glomeromycota; Glomeromycetes; Entrophosporales; Entrophosporaceae
Source: the annotation of a GenBank genome assembly